AUGAACUACUCCUUCGAACCCACCGCCAACCAUGCUAUCUCAUUGGCGCUCCCCAGAUUAGAUUAUCACCCUGACCCACCAUUGCAAGUGUCAGAAAUUACCUCACCAACGACGCUCGACGCGUCUCCUGUGGAUUUAUGCACUCUUCAGCUCAAGGCGUUCUUAAAUGCUGCUGAGGAUAUUGAUAUCGACACCGAAACCUUGAUGGAAUUACUCCAGCUUUUACAAGGGCGUCUCGAGGAACAGGACGAAUCUAGUGCCAAUGCCCAUGUACAUGAUGGACAUGACCUGUCAACAGUAGAUAUCGAUGCCCUCUAUGAACUCGAUAUUUCCGCCCUCUAUUCCAUGGAUGAAGGUCAUCAGAUUUGGAGUCAAAAAGAGAGACGAGAAUUCCUUGUUCUUUUGAAGGAACGCGGAAUGGCCGCUUUCGUUGACAGGCUUGUCAAUACUCAGUGCAUACAUAUUCCGCAGCUUCUACUCGCUUUCGGAAUUGAUCUCGUUCCGGAACUCAAAAAUGUCAGCCAGAGGGCAUUGUUGUACUUCCUUCGUGUGGCAAUGUCACGAGAGCUCCGCAAUCGGGAUAAGCUGCCAGAGUACAACACAAUCAAAGAUGCUGUUAACCUUAUUCGCAACAGCAAGAGAAUACUCAUCUUGACCGGGGCAGGAAUAAGUGUUUCGUGUGGUAUCCCAGAUUUCCGAUCACGGAAUGGGUUGUACGCGUCGCUGGGAGAAUACAAGCUAGAUGAUCCGCAGCAGAUGUACGUAAACAUGUACACCCGAAACGAGUGCCUUUCAACCCUUAUGUUUUAUAGUCAGAUAUACCCUGCCAAUUUUGUGCCCUCGCCGUGUCAUCGCUUCAUCAAGCUUAUAGAGGACAAGGGCAAACUUCUACGUAACUAUACCCAAAACAUUGACACCCUAGAAACUAAAGCUGGCGUGCAAAACGUUCUGCAGUGUCAUGGUUCUUUUGCUACUGCCAGCUGCCUUCAAUGCCGAAGGAAGGUACCUGGAACGGAAAUUGAGGCCGAGAUCAUGAAGAAAAAGGUCCCUCUGUGCCCUGUGUGCAACCCCUCAAUAUUAUCCCCCAAGAAGAAGAAGAAGACUAGUAAGAAGAAGUCCAAGGGACAAUGGGAUAGUGACGUCUCGGAUGAGAGCGAUGGGCCAGAAUAUCCUCCGGGCAUUAUGAAGCCUGACAUUACAUUCUUUGGGGAGAAACUGUCUGACCAGUUUGACCACGCCGUUGAAGCCGAUCGGACCCAGCUAGAUUUAUUGCUCGUUAUUGGGACCUCUUUGAAGGUGUCACCAGUUGCCGAUUUGCUAUCACAUAUCCCACAUUCCGUUCCACAAAUACUCAUCAACAAGACUCCUAUCAAACAUAUAAAUCCAGACAUUGUGCUUCUGGGUAACGCCGAUACGAUCAUCAAUCAUCUAUGUUCUGAGCUAGAUUGGGAGCUUCCACCGCCGCUGGCCACUCCUCGAAUGUUGACGCCGCGAAACAUGAAGAAGCGACCGUCAAUGGGGCCGCCAGAUAUAGAAGAGCCCGAGAGGGUCAGUGACAGCCAUGUAUGGUUAUUUGAAGGCGCUGAAGGAGGGAAGUGGCUUCGGGAUUUUGAGCUGGAAAUAGAUCAUGCGGAGGGACGAGGUGUGCUGGAAGCGAGAAAUGCGAAGAAGAUGAAGGUAUGA
Messenger RNA from Guyanagaster necrorhizus, 1683 nucleotides. Its product is annotated as DHS-like NAD/FAD-binding domain-containing protein. Lineage: Eukaryota; Fungi; Basidiomycota; Agaricomycetes; Agaricales; Physalacriaceae. Gene Ontology annotation, cellular component: nucleus. The record is from RefSeq and is a predicted model, not a curated record. The transcript has 14 exons. Bases 1 to 1683 code for a protein of 560 amino acids. Gene Ontology annotation, molecular function: NAD+ binding; histone H4K16 deacetylase activity, NAD-dependent.